Molecule: messenger RNA, 591 nt
Organism: Gastrolobium bilobum
Lineage: Eukaryota; Viridiplantae; Streptophyta; Magnoliopsida; Fabales; Fabaceae
Exons: 4
Coding region: 61-294 (77 amino acids)
Cellular component (GO): chloroplast
Source: RefSeq, a predicted model, not a curated record
ACCCCUUCAACGCAGACGCGGUGGCAACUAAACCCAGAUCCCAAUUUCCUCGACUCCGCCAUGGCUCCGCCGUCCGAUCCUUUCAGCCAAGAAGCUGUUGUAAGAAAGAAGAACAACGGACCCCCUGUUAAGUUCCUUCUUCCUCUCAUAUACGCCCCUGUACUCCCUCUAAUUCGUAUAUCGCUGCGGCAUAAACCUGUCUUGAGAGAUCGUUUGUUCGCUGCUGUGUUGGCUGGGGCCUUUGUUCACGGUUUCUAUCUGGUAACAGAUCUGUAUGAUAUUGAAAGCAAGUGAUUAUGCAGAGCAUGUUUGAGAUGUUUGAUCAGUUUCAUUUACAUCACAACCUCAGGUCCUCAAUAAAUUUUUUGACCACAAUUUGCUGCUCGACAUCGUGGUAACACCUGAGAUAGCAUAGGUCUAUUUUGAUCAUGUAUGAAUAUUUUUUCUAUUGUUUUGGAAGAUUAUUGUGCUGUAUGAUCUUUGAGAGUUGCAUGUUGUGUUUGCGGCGUUAGCUUUGAGUGGAAUAACUAUGGAAUUCGGAAGCUGUUCUUUGAUCUCCAAUUGUUAUAAUGCCAGAAAUCCUAUUUUUAA